Penicillium psychrosexuale is the source of this 1176-nucleotide messenger RNA. It is a transcript of the gene cbhC, whose product is annotated as putative cellobiohydrolase. Lineage: Eukaryota; Fungi; Ascomycota; Eurotiomycetes; Eurotiales; Aspergillaceae. The transcript is spliced from 6 exons. The coding region runs from base 1 to 1176 and encodes 391 amino acids. The record is from RefSeq and is a predicted model, not a curated record. Gene Ontology annotation, biological process: cellulose catabolic process. Gene Ontology annotation, molecular function: hydrolase activity, hydrolyzing O-glycosyl compounds.
AUGCAAUUUCUCCUUCCAUUCGUACCUCUGCUGGCUUCUUCCGCAGCGGCAGCUGCAAUCUCCAGCGCAGCUAGUCCAGCUGUCACUGCUGCAGCUUCUGGAAAUCCCUUCUCAGGGUACCAGCCUUAUGUCAAUUCGUAUUAUGCAUCCGAAGUCUCAGCCUCAGCCUUGCCAUCCAUGACGGGGGCUGCCAAAGACGGCGCAAGUGUAGCCGCUCAAGUUCCGUCCUUUUUCUGGCUGGAUACUGCAGACAAGGUACCAACAAUGGGCGAGUUCUUGGCCGACAUCAGGGCCAAAAACAACGCCGGUGCUAGCCCACCGAUUGCUGGCCAGUUCGUUGUUUAUGACCUGCCUGAUCGCGACUGCGCAGCAUUGGCCAGCAACGGAGAGUACUCUAUUGCGAACGGUGGUGUUGCGAAUUACAAGGCUUAUAUUGACUCUAUCCGCAAUGUGUUGGUCGAAUACUCUGAUAUCCAGACUAUCCUUGUCGUUGAACCUGAUAGUCUGGCUAAUUUGGUUACCAACAUGGCUGUGUCGAAGUGUGCCAACGCACAUGACGCUUACUUGGAGUGCACCAAUUAUGCCGUCACUCAAUUGAACUUGGCCAAUGUUGCCAUGUAUCUUGACGCCGGACACGCGGGAUGGCUUGGCUGGCCUGCUAAUCUGAGCCCAGCAGCUGAGCUCUUCGCCAACGUCUACAACACUGCCAAUAAACCUGCAGCUCUGCGCGGACUUGCCACCAACGUUGCCAAUUACAACGCCUGGUCUCUCUCUACAUGCCCAUCAUACACCUCUGGCGAUGCCAACUGCGAUGAAAAGAAAUACGUCAAUGCCCUUGCUCCCCUGCUUAAGAAUGGAGGUUGGGACGCCCACUUCAUCACUGACACCGGCCGCAAUGGAGUCCAGCCCACCCAGCAAAAUGCAUGGGGUGAUUGGUGCAAUGUCAAGGGAACCGGAUUCGGUGUUCGACCAACCACGGAGACAGGUGAUGCCUUGACCGAUGCCUUUGUUUGGGUGAAGCCCGGUGGUGAGAGCGAUGGUACUUCGGAUUCCAGCUCGGCUCGCUAUGAUGCCCACUGUGGGUAUAGCGAUGCUCUUCAGCCUGCUCCUGAAGCUGGCACGUGGUUCCAGGCAUACUUCGCCCAGCUUGUAGAGAAUGCUAACCCGUCUCUUUAA